CAUUUCCAGACACCCUUCCCAGCUGAUGUGUUUAUACCUCCCUCUGUAUUUACGUUUGUGUUUCUGAGAGCUGCGUCAGGACGCGCAUGGAGAGCGGCGAAGCGUAGAGGAGCAGCUCAGAGCAGCGCAGCGCGGUGAGGAGCGCAGUCUAUGGUCAGCAGGCAUGUGGAUUCAUUCCCAGAACAUCCUGUAUGGGGACAGUUACGCACGGAUUUGGAUCGUGACUUUUUGGACACAUCUUUUUGGAAGUCAGCGUUUUUUUUCGUUCUGAAAUAAGGUCAGCUCAUUUGUAAUGCUUGUGCCACUAGGUAUAAUAGGUCAGUAAAUACCACACUGGUGGAUUUACAUACGGCUCCAGACAACAAACAACCUGCAUGGAGGGUUACGCACGGAUUUAAACCUCACUGGAUUUGGAUCAUGUCUUUUGGACACAUCUGUGGAAGUUAAAAUGUCUGGAGAACGCAUGGAUACUAACUAUGAGGGCUCGGGAGGGAUUGUGUUUCCUGCAAACUUCAGCUGCGUGUCUAACAGCAGCAACCUGUCCUCCUCUGACCGGAACUACUUUCUGCCGGACUUCAAUAAAACCUACUCUGUGGGAGACGGCGCGGCGGUGGUGCGCAUCAUCAUCUCCAUCAUCUACUCUCUGGUGUGCGCACUGGGUUUAGUGGGGAACUUACUGGUGCUGUAUCUGAUGAAGACCAAACAGGUGUGGAAGAAAUCCUCCAUCAACCUGUUCGUCACCAGUCUGGCGGUGACAGACUUCCAGUUUGUGCUGACGCUGCCCUUCUGGGCGGUGGAGAACGCGUUGGAUUUCACAUGGCUGUUCGGGAAAGCCAUGUGUAAGAUCGUGUCCUACGUCACGGCCAUGAACAUGUAUGCGAGCGUGUUUUUCCUCACGGCCAUGAGCGUUGCGCGCUACUGGUCGCUCGCCUCCGCGCUGAAGGUGCGCAGGCGGCGGCCGCGCUGCUGCUCCGCGCGCUGCAUCACCGUGUGCAUCUGGUUCGCAGCUGUCUCUGCCGCUCUGCCGCAUGCGGUUUUCUCCACAACAGUAAACGUGUCCAGUGAGGACUUGUGUUUGGUGAAGUUCCCGGAAGCAAAUGGCACCGCGCAGUUCUGGUUAGGACUUUAUCAGUCUCAGAAAGUUCUGCUGGGGUUCGUGUUUCCUCUGUGCGUUAUCUCUGCCUGCUACCUGCUCCUUUUACGCUUCAUCACCUCCAAAAACAUCAACACAUCGAGCGCAAAGCGGCGCGCAAAGGUCACCAAGUCGGUCACCAUCGUGGUCCUCUCCUUCUUUCUGUGCUGGCUGCCUAAUCAGGCGCUCACAGCAUGGGGCAUCCUCAUCAAACUCAACGUGGUGCACUUCAGUUACGAGUUCUACACCACACAGGUGUACGUGUUCCCAGUGUCCGUGUGCCUCGCGCACUCCAACAGCUGCCUGAACCCCAUCCUGUACUGCCUGAUGCGGCGCGAGUUCAGGAAGGCGCUGAAGAAGCUCUUCUGGAGGAUGACGUCACCGGCGAUCCGGCCCUUCACAGGCACCUCAAAGCCUCUCAUGGACGAGCAGGGGCAGGUGCUCGUGCCCGUGAGCGCGCCCGGGCAGCCAGCGGUGGAGUUUUACCCCCCGGGGGCCGUGAUGUACAAUAACCUGCCGCUCAACAGCACGUAGUGGAGACAGGACUGCCUUACAGGCUCUGCUGGUCAGUGAUUUGAGUUCACGUUGGAUUCUUUUUAAAGCAGGAGCUUCUUCUCUGCUGGGCACUGAAGAACAUUAGUGCCGGACAUUAGUUGGUUUUGUUUUUUUGCCUGGAGUUUAAUUUGAAAUGUUGAAAAAAGUAAAAAUAUUGAAAAUUAAUAUUUGUAUAAUCUGUCUUUGUGUCUCUGUUGGAAAGCUAAGAAUGAGUUCAAGUUGGAAU
Eleginops maclovinus (Patagonian blennie) is the source of this 1913-nucleotide messenger RNA. It is a transcript of the gene rxfp3, whose product is annotated as relaxin family peptide receptor 3. The transcript has a single exon. Lineage: Eukaryota; Metazoa; Chordata; Actinopteri; Perciformes; Eleginopidae. Gene Ontology annotation, cellular component: membrane; external side of plasma membrane. Gene Ontology annotation, molecular function: C-C chemokine binding; C-C chemokine receptor activity. Bases 449 to 1666 code for a protein of 405 amino acids. The record is from RefSeq and is a predicted model, not a curated record. Gene Ontology annotation, biological process: immune response; calcium-mediated signaling; cell chemotaxis.